AUGCGAGAAGACGCUACUAGUAGUAGUAAUAUUAGUAGCAGGAGAGGCAAGACUGCUGCUUCUCCUGCCAACUCCAUAUCCUCGCCAGCUCCCGCACAGCCACACGUCGCUGUCGCCUCACCGACAUCCAGACGCGACAGCAUGGAGCCCGAGGCCCAGACCCAGAAUGUCACGCCACUCGUUACUGUGCUGUCGCCACAGCCGCAGUCACCACUGACUCAGCGCCAAAUGCAGCAUAGUGCCAAAGAGAGUAGCGAGAAAGCGGUCGAGAAGAAAGAAGGCAAGAGCAAGUUGCACCCCAUGAAGCGCAUUUGGAGCAGUCUUGUUCGAAAGUAA
Messenger RNA from Bipolaris maydis ATCC 48331, 336 nucleotides. RefSeq lists its product as uncharacterized. The record is from RefSeq and is a predicted model, not a curated record. NCBI's taxonomy places the organism in Eukaryota, Fungi, Ascomycota, Dothideomycetes, Pleosporales, Pleosporaceae.